Molecule: messenger RNA, 6747 nt
Organism: Coturnix japonica (Japanese quail)
Lineage: Eukaryota; Metazoa; Chordata; Aves; Galliformes; Phasianidae
Product: secreted frizzled-related protein 2-like
Biological process (GO): non-canonical Wnt signaling pathway; canonical Wnt signaling pathway
Molecular function (GO): Wnt-protein binding
Source: RefSeq, a predicted model, not a curated record
AGGUCCAUUGAUUUCAAUGGCAUCAAAGAGAAGUGGGUUUGGCCAGCCAUUUAAUGGUAUAAUGUCAAAUUCUGGUGGCCUUUCCUCCAGGUAGCUGGAACAGGGAGAUGCAAAAAGCUGUCAAGUGAGUUAAAAGGGAUCGGCUCCAGGCCUGCUGGAGUCAGCUGAGCACUCUCCCAGCCUUUUACAUGCUUAACUGAUAGAGCUAUCUCUUCUAACAGCCAGAAGCCAGACAUAAUUUUCAAGACUUAAUGUGUUUCUGCCUUAUCGUGAUAAUCAGUAGUUGGCUACAGGCCACAGACAAAGAAAGUGUUGGGGAUAGACAAGGCGACCCUGUUUACUUUCUCAAUGGACUACAAAUAGUUGGUACAUACUUGCUGUUUAUGCCUAGGCAGGACCGUUCAUCCCCUAUGGUCCAAGGAAACACUCUUGAGCCUGCUUUUACUGUCUUGCUUACAGAGUUUGGGAAUGAUGUGGUGCACUCUCCUUUUGAACUGCCUUUUUUUUCUGUAUCUGCCUGUUACAGUCAAUGCCUCAGACGGAUGUGGCUCUGAUAUACCGUUCUGUGACAGGGAAACAGAGAAUAAACAUCCAAAAGACUGCAAAUGUAAAGUCUAGACUCAACAGGAGCUUUUCUUCAUAGCAGGGAUUAUGCAUGAAAUAAGUGAAACUCCAUUACAUUUCUUUCACAGCAGGAAAUCAAAGCAAAACUAUACUGAAGCCUAGUAAGGCUAAGUAAAAGCUAAGAGGAGAAAUAGGCAGUGCCAGCCAAACCAGCAAACCAGUAACAGUGAGAAACCCCAGCCUCUAGAAGUUUGAUUUUCUAGCUCAGAAAGAGACAAGUGGCGAUCAGCACUGGCUUUGUGUGGAAGGUGCUCAUCUAAUACAUGAUCAGGGGUGUAAAAGCCUAAAUUCAGACAGCCUACCUGCCAGCUGAUCUCCCUAUGCCCUAUUUCCAUCUCUGCUUAUCUGGUGUACUUCAGAAAUACUAUUUACUCAGGUUUUGUAUAGCAUUCAGCCUUUAGGUGCUGCUGGAAUCUGUGUAAGUCCUGUACCUACAUCCCUUUUCCUGACUUGCAGUACCAUCUCAACACUUCCUAUUCAAAUGCAUUCAAGCUCCUGCAUCCCCUGUACUGUCACCCAGAAAUGCUGUCCCUGGUCUGUGUGUGUGGGGGGGAUGAAAUGCAGUGGAUUUACAGGUUAAACAGGAAGCCUGAGGUCAGAAACCAAAUCAGGGUCACUCCACACAUCAGCUUUCUCUUUCACUAUGAAAACAAUCUUUCCUUUGGGUUAAUCAAUUUCCAGUAACAAGGACAGAGCUCACUGUGCUAAGGUUGAGCCUUCAACUACCUGCAUUACAGCUUUAUAAGGGAGUACAGCAUUUCUGUUAUUUAAAAAUUAAAUCAACACUACAGCCAUUGUGACAGGUAAAUUAAAGAGGUGUUUUCCAAAACCACCCAUGGUUCUUCCUCUGCUGGUGUAUAGAUACCACACAUGAAAUGAAUGCUGUACAUUGCUCCAGCAAAGUUGUCCCCACUGCACCAGCUGCCUCUCUGAAGUCCUUUGGUACACUGGGUGCAUAACUGUAAGCUUUUGUCUGCACCUAAGAGCCUUGUGCAUCUGCAGUUACACUUCAAAUAAAUUCCAGCUGAAUAUUGAACAAAUGUUUAGAUGAAAUCCCCAAAUCCCCCAGUCUGUGGGCUUGCUCUCAGUCUCCCAGUAUCUUUGAAGAAAAAUUCAGUCCCAUUUCGUAUUAGGGUCUGAGCGGUGGCUCCGGGUUAAUCUCUGUCUGUCUCCCUGGUAACUGUCAAGGAAGGCAAAACAGAAGUAGGAAGGGUCUCCAGCAACUAUUCUUGUUAUCAGAGCCCAUCAGCAGGUGACCACUUCUCAUAUCCAGGAACAAUAAAUACAGCCUGUGGCUAAUGGACCGACCCCACAGCUUUCUUCAAACAUUUCAGAGAGAAUUAGCUGGUGGCCAGACUUGAGAUGGAAGGUUGUCUAAAGCUCUUGUCCUGUGUUUUGUGCUGAUUGCAGAUGCUGCGGUUCUCUUUCUCGAUAAUCUGCAAAACUAAUAUUUUUUUAAUUUUAUUUUAUGUAGCCUUUAUUGGAGGAACCUCUACAUAUAUAUCACUAGAAUUAGAAUUAUUCCUCCUCUUUCAGCUGUUGUGUAAUUUGAAUGUUCAUCUCGUGUGGCAAGAGGAAAUCACAGUUUACUGCCUUCUCAGAAACAAGGUGUGCCUACUUUUACCUGAUGGAUUUUUUCCCUCCCAGCAUCAAUGAACAGCUGAGCAUCUACGAUAAAGCGGAAUCCAUAGCACAGCAACAUGGAUGCUGCAGCACAUGCUUCUACCAGGGAUCCAACAUCUGAUGGGCUUCAAGCACUCUCCAAGCAAUGUCAGUCUACUUUGAAUGCUCAUUUUUAUUAACUGUUCUACAAGAUCCUUUCAAAAACAUGACAAAUGAUAAUGACUUGCUGUCAAGCCAAGUAUCAAGGUAGCAUCUGUUCAUGAGGAACAUCAAAAUAAUUAAGCCUAGACAUAAGCACAGCCACAGUUUUUCCCUUGCUGAAAAUUGCCUUGCAAGUGUAGAAAAAAUGUGCCAAACUGGUAAGUUCCAUAGUAAAUAAUGAGGCUGAAAAUGGCACAGGGUAGACGAUCUGGCACAGCUCACAUCUUGAGCCUAGUGACUGUCAGAAGAGAGCAGAGGUAGAAGAUCCCCUAAAUGAUUUUUUAUUCCUGACAGAAGACAGCUAACAAAAAUGACAAAUGACAAUCUAGGAUUAUGGAUGAUGCCCUGGCUUCACAUCCAGCCUUAAAUCAAAUGCAGCCAGAGGUAUCGAGCAAAGACUUUUAUACGUAUUUUUUUCUGCAAAGCCACUGACAAUUCUUCAGCUGUUUAAUGCUUUUAGAGUCACCGUGCUUCAUAAUUUCUGACACAGACUUGAAGUCUUGCUAUGCCCUGGGUGAACAAAACAAGAAGAAAAGAAGAAAGAGAAGUAGAGCAAAUGGAUUGCCAUUCUUCUGGCAUUCUGCACUAACAACGAAGAUCAAGAAAGCUCUUCCACACUCUUGGGUCCCCCCAGGCUCCAGCUGAAGCAUUGUGCCAGACUUCCCAGACACAGGAAGAGUAACCCCGUUAUGCUGCUCUGAGCCUCGUGUCUCCAAAGUGGUCAAGCCACCAGCCCCCAGCUACACCACUGUAGCAACAGAGGAAAAUGAUUGUCCUUAGUGUUAUAAAACAAUAACCCACUGGAACUCAACUCACCAAAGGAAAGGAAUCCAAAGAUAGCUGACCUUCUUUGCAAUGUAUGCUGAAAGAAGCAUUAAGGUACAGCUCUGUGGUGGCUCAUAAAUGACCAUGUCCCUGGGAAAUCCUGGUGUGAAAUCAUGACUCAGAGAUUCACAAUCUUUUAUUUUCAAGACAGUUCCUGUGCAGACUGUUUGUCAGGAGAGAGAUUAGUUGUCAGUACAACUCCUCUCAGCCUCUCAUUAUCCCUAUGUCUAUCCAGUCUAUUACUGGUGGCCCGCAGGGAGCUCUCAAAAUCAGGUCCUUUACAUCACAAGCCAGCAGGAAGGCACUUGUCCAGGCUGUGAGGAAGGCAUGCAUUGGGUGGGAAAGGCCAAGUCAGCCCCUUUGGUGACAACAUAGGCAAAGUUCACAACUGUCAGAAUAGCAGUCACUCAUGACCAGGUCCUCAUGGUUGCUGUUGCAGCCCACUCACAGCUAUUCAUAAGCAGAUAUAGACCAUCACAGUAGCUGUGUAGAGUUAUUUUGGGUGUAAACCUUCAGUUCAUGUGCAAUGACUAUAAAUAUGCAGCCAUGCUCACUCUGAAGCAUGUUGGCUCUGGAAAUUCUUUCUAUGGCCUAUGAAGCCCAAUCUGGCUCUAACCAGAGCCUGCCAAGUGCUUCUGCGAGGGGAUACUAAAACAUACUCUUCUUACUUUUUUUUCUUAGUCAGAUGAUACUUUCCAGCCCCUUGUUAUUUAAAGCAGCAGAGUUUACUUGGAUUCUAGGAUAAAUCAUGUUUUCUUGUAGAUUAUGAGAGCCACAGAGGAAUAAAGCCACAUCUAAAUAACUGAGAGAGCAGAUACUCUUUCUGAAUAUACAUGUUGUAUCACUCAGAAGUGUGCAUGUAAUGCCAUUUCACAGAUGCAAUGGAAGGCUAUUCUUUACUGGAAAACUACUUGCCACAUGAUUUCAGGUGACAACCAGAUGAGAAAAUUGCUACCAAAUAAUACUAUCAGGGCCAGAGAGGAAUUUGAUUAAUUCCAUACAGUUGUGGAUUGAGUUGGUAAAAACAACAGCAGCAUGGAUGGAUGCAGAGAUCUGCUGGCUGAGUGAGGACUUCCUAUAUAAAGUUUGGUUCCCCUGUAGCUGCUGGGUGUCAAACUGACACAUCAGAGACAUUACGUUGUCUUUUUUUCCCGAUAUAUUUAAAUAGAUACUGUAAUUUCUCCUGUAGCUUAGCUAAGAAAACAACUAAGGAGGAACCAGAUCCUGUCACCUUGUCUGAUUCCUCAUCUUCUCCUUUAUAGGUAAGAGCUGUCUGACAGUCCUAUAUUAAGGAGAGUAGCAAAAUACUCAGUAAUUUUAACUCUUAAGAAAUUUAAUAUUCUUUUAUUUUGUUUUGUGCUACAGGCAGAAGAAGUAAAUCCUUGGUAUUAUUUACUUACAAAGAGUUUUCGGUAGUCAUAAUUUAUUAGUAAAGAUGGGAAAUGAUGAGUUCUUUGUAGAAUUCUAAGUGUUACUAAGUUAUCAUUUGAAAUGAUCACAACUAUUAAAAAAUAGCGAAUUAAAAAUAACUUUUAUUUGAAAUAAUAAACUUCAUACCUGUCACUGUCUUUUCUCUCUGAAUAAAUACUGGCAGUCACUACAGUCCUACCAUAUUUUUCUGCCAGCAAAGGUUAAAUCCACCACUGCAGUGAAUAAGUAAAAGACACGAGUUCUGUAGUCAUUCUAUAGUCAGUAAAAUUAAUGGCAGUUGAGAGCUUUCGCAUGCCACAGCACAGGGGUCCCAAUUUCCAGCCAAAAUACUUGGUUAAUAAAACUGUCUCUGUUUUGAUGCUUGUGCAAAUAAAGAAAGUGCCCCUUCUACAUUGUAAAACAGUGGAAGAGACAUGAGCAAUUAGCACAAGCAAAACAUUUUCACUUGAUAAGUCAAUCUGGGCUGUUUUCUUCUGGCUGGUCAGCAGGGUCUGAAAACAAAGGAGACACAGCAGCCCUAGGAGACAGCUUGUCUGCCCAGCCACUUUUCUGGGGGAUCUCUUAAUUUGAUUUAGAAAGCACAGAGCAAGACUCCUAGGUGUCAAAAUUUAAUAUACCACAUAGCACGCUACUAGCAGCUGAUGCUGUCAGGCACGUGAAAGCCUAUAGCUAAUCUAUGCCUUUAGGGAACAUACUUCUAUAUCUUGUCUCCACCUCCCUGGUUAUCACAACAAUCACUUGGAUAGGCUAUAAGAGCCAGUGCCGUUUCAAGUGAUUUGAUAAGCAGUUGAAAACCAAGGGUUCAUUAAGCUCUUGGGGUAUAUAAGCCACAGAGUUUUCAGCAUGCCCCUGUACUUGGGAGGUUUGACAGCUCCCUGUUUGGCAAGCUGGAACUCACAGGAAGAUGUUGUUGGCUGCAAAAAUACUUGUUUUCACCCUGAGUGGUUUCCUAAGGGUGGGCACAAGCUUUGACAUUGGAUUAUCCACCAAAUGUGUAGUGAUACCCAAGGAGAUGGACAUGUGCCAUGAGAUUGGGUACUCGGAAAUGAGGCUUCCCAACCUGAUGGGACACACAAGCAUGGCAGAGGUCGUCCGAAAAUCCACCACCUGGCAGCACCUGGUGCACACGGACUGUCACCCUCAUGUGAGGAUGUUCCUGUGCUCUCUAUUUGCGCCCAUCUGCCUGGACACGUUCAUCCAUCCCUGCAGGAGUAUGUGUGUUGGUGUGCGGGACAGCUGCGCUCCUGUACUUGCCUGCCAUGGGCACACCUGGCCAGAAAGUCUGGACUGCAACCGGUUCCCCGCAGACGAGGACAUGUGUCUGGCAUCACUUACAAAGGAACAUAAAUACUUGCACAAAGUCCUACCAAAGCCUGCAUGCCAGACCUGCCCAGCAGUGGAGGAAUUCUUUACACACAAAAGAGUUCUCGAAGUUUUCUGUGACAGUAAUUUUGCAGUGAAAGUAAAGCUGUCCAAAAAAAGAGCAGUAAUUGCCCACCAAGAGUACAACAUUGAGUGCCACGUGGAAUUCAUUACCCAGGGCUCGCUUUUGCCUUAUGAAACUCAGCACAUGAUACAGCAAUGGCUGCUUAUCAAUGAAAACUGUACACAGAGGAUGAUUCAAACCCAUCGUCCUACGGUGUAUCUCCUUGUAGGGAGGAUUGAGGAAGGUAUCAUUGUAGUAAAUCAGAUUUAUCGCUGGCAGAGGAAGGACUCCCAGCUGACUUUGGCCACUCAGAAGUGGAGGUACCACAAAUGCUUGUAAAUAUUUAUCUUAUUACUUGUAAAAAGCUUAUUACACUUCUUAUGCUGAACUUGCCUUGUAAAUAAGAAUGUACUAUAAGUGGCAUGUAAAAUCUUUGUUUCCUUUUAAACUGUAUUAUAAGUUGAACAUAAAUCCAGUGUUAUCAGGCCUACUUUGUAUAGUAUUGUAGCUAUUUGUGAAAUUUGAGCUUGGUCAUCUAUGUAUAAACGUGUGAGUUAUUGCAAAAAUCUUUUGUAAUAUGUAUAAAAACUGAAAUGAAACAGUUUUAAUCUGGUUCA